UCCAAACACACACACACACAUAAAAUAUUCACAUCAAAUUCUCAAUCUCCAAACACACACACACACACACACGCACAAUUCUCAAUCUCAAUGAUGAAAAGAACUAUUUCUAUCAUCAAUCCCUACAUUUUAGCCCUUUCAACACUAUUAGCCUUCACAAAUUGCAUAUCAAGCUAUGAUUCACUAGGCAUAGACUCAAUCAAGAAUGCAACUUCAACACCAAUGGCUCAAUUCCAACCUACUCUACCAUACCAAACUCCUCAAAACUACCCUCCAUUGUGCACAUAUCCGCCGCCGUCGGCGUCGACGCCGUCCACAACCGCCGGCCUCCCGCCGCCCACGCAAGGCCCCCCAACCCCGCCGGCGCCGGCCUCUGCCAAACCCGGCCACGCGUCGUGGUGCGUGGCGAAGCCCACGGUGCCGGCCCCGACAAUCCAGCAGGCGUUGGACUACGCCUGCGCGUCGGGUGCCGACUGCCGGCCGACUCAGGUCGGCGGCGCGUGCUCCCAACCGGACACCGUGGUUGCACACGCUUCCUAUGCUUUCAAUAGUUAUUGGCAAAAGACUAAAUCGAUUGGUGGAACUUGUGACUUUGGAGGAUCGGCUAUGAUUGUCACGGUUGAUCCAAGUUAUGAUCAAUGCCAUUUCCUCUCCACUUGAAGAAUAUCACAAGACAGAAUAAAAACCUCAAAUCAAUACAUAUAAACAAAAUCAAGGAUCUAUGUUAUUUCUAGCUUCAUUAAUAUUUGAAUUUAAUAAUAUCUUGAUAUGUGUUUUAUGUCAUUGCAUAGAAAUUCAAAAUUGAUAAUGUACUUAUUAAAAGAACAGUAAAAUCUCUAAUCAUGGAACUUUAUUAAGUUUAUUAAAGAGUGUUUUCUCGA
Messenger RNA from Salvia miltiorrhiza (redroot sage), 881 nucleotides. RefSeq names its product major pollen allergen Ole e 10-like. The record is from RefSeq and is a predicted model, not a curated record. The transcript is spliced from 3 exons. The coding region runs from base 91 to 660 and encodes 189 amino acids. NCBI's taxonomy places the organism in Eukaryota, Viridiplantae, Streptophyta, Magnoliopsida, Lamiales, Lamiaceae.